UUGUUGAAUAAUAAUUCAAAAUUAAACUGUCAAACUUGACCUCAAUGUAUCAUCAAAAAAAUUAGGCCAAUUUUAUCUGUUAGAAUGAUAAAAACAGUAAAAAGAGGAAGAGCAAUUCGAGAUUCCUAUUUAGUUCAAGAUUAUCUGACCAAUGAUAAUGUUCGAAAAGAAGUUAUUUUGCAUUUUGUCAGUGAUAUCACUAUCUACAAUUUUAAAAGUAAAUGGAGAUGAUUCACCGAGCAUAAUUAUUGUAGGUGCAGGGCCUUCUGGAAUCUCAGCUGCAUCAAAACUUUUUCAAAAUAGAUUUAAAAAUAUUAAAAUUCUUGAAGCCGAAAAUAGAAUUGGUGGCAGAGUUUAUACAACACAAUUUAAAAAUUACCUAAUUGACAUGGGUGCUCAAUGGGUGCAUGGCGAAAAAGGAAACGUUGUGUUCGAAAUGGUCUGGCCACUUGGAAUAUUAGAAAAAAGUAACAUAACAAGUCGUCGGAGUGGUAUAUUCGAUUCUUCAGGAAAUAAAUUAGAUCAAGCUGUUAUUAAUGACUAUCAUGAUUUUCACAAUGAACUGUAUGACAAUUUAACAGCUUACGCUCAAGAUCACAAAAACGAAUCCAUAGGCGUUUACUUUACAAGCGAGUAAUUAUCAAUCGAAAAAAUAUUUUUUAAAGUAAUGCAGAUUUUGAAAAGCACUUUCUUUUUAGAUCCAACAAAUAUUUUGACACUCAUCCACAAUUUAAAGGAAAUUAGAAGGGAUUGUUGCAUUUACUAGACAUUACGACAAUGACUGGUGACGCUGCAGAUACUUGGUGGGAUGUUUCAACGACAACUGCAUCAGAAUAUCAUGACAAUGCGGGUGAUCAUUUCGUCAAUUGGAAAGAACGUGGCUAUGGCACUAUAUUGGAUAUACUAAUAAAACGUUUUCCAAAUUCCGAAGAAGAAUUACCUGUUUUAAAUAAUACACUCUUGAAUGCAGAAGUUACAUUAAUUGACUACACGAAUCAAAAUGAAAAAGUUACAGUGAAAACUGCAAACGGAGACACCUACUCUGCGGAUCAUGUCAUCUUCACAUGUUCCUUGGGAGUUUUAAAAGAUAAACACCAUUCAAUUUUCAAGCCUGCUCUCUCAGAUGAAAAACAAAAGACUAUUGAAUCACUUGGAUUUGGAGUUGUCGGAAAGAUUUUCCUCUAUUUCGAAGAACCCUGGUGGCCUAACGAAACAUCACAUGGAUUCACGUGGAAUGAUAUUCUUUGGAAAGAAGACGAUUUACAGGAAAUAAAAAAUAAUCCAGAAAAGAAAUGGCUCCUCGGUUUAGUUGGUUUUGGAUUAGUGGAGCAUAAAGCAAAAUUACUCGAAGGAUGGAUAGCCGGAAAUUAUACUCGAGAAAUGGAAGAACAUUCAGAUGAAAAAAUUUUGAAAGAUUGUAUUGAAGUUUUACAAAGAUUUUUUGGAAAAUCAUAUAACGUUACUACACCCAAUGCAAUAAUUCGUACUAAAUGGGGCAGUAAUAGUAAUUUUCAAGGUACCUACAGCUACAGAAGUAUGAAGUCUAACACCGAAAAUGUUUGGGCGAAAACAUUAGCAGAACCGAUUGAUGAAAAGAAGCCGUUCUAUUUGCUGGAGAAGCUACAAAUCCUCAUCUUUUUGGCACAGUUCAAGGAGCAAUUGAGACUGGUUGGAGAGAAGCUGAAAGAAUUAUUAAACAUUAUCCGAAAGCAACAAAUUAGAAGCAAAUCGAAUUUCUUAUAAUCUUUAAAAGAAAAUAUUUACCAAGAAAUUAUAAUAUCCAACAAUGAAUGUCAAUCAAAAUAAUACUAACAAUGUUUGUCAUUUUUUCUUUUUUUUAAUAUUUACUAAAUAUAUUCCCUUUAAAUCUGGUA
Molecule: messenger RNA, 1874 nt
Organism: Leptopilina heterotoma
Lineage: Eukaryota; Metazoa; Arthropoda; Insecta; Hymenoptera; Figitidae
Product: spermine oxidase-like
Exons: 7
Coding region: 778-1743 (321 amino acids)
Molecular function (GO): polyamine oxidase activity
Source: RefSeq, a predicted model, not a curated record